AUGAAGAAGCGUCAGCUUCGGCCGCGCCGAAUAUCGCUAAAUGAAAACCACAAAAAAUACUUGGGCAGCGGCCACAAUGAUGUACAAAUAUUUACCAAUACAAAAGAACCCAAUCAAGUCAAUUUAAAUUCAUCGUCAAAGCCGCUGCUGACAACUACAGCAGCGGCGACCUCAACGGAGGCUGACGCUGCGGCUGAGGCUGGUAUUCUGGCUGCUCUUCCCGCUUCGCCUCCAGCAGCCGCUCAGAUAGCACAUCAGAAGCAGCAGCCAGAUCUAUAUGUAAGCGCACAGCGGCCGCAGCAACAACACCAGUCUCGCCAGCAGCAAAGACAGCAGCUGAUUAUGUCGCCUACAAUAAUGGCCGUUGAUUAUUUUCCACUGCGCUACAAGCUGCGAAAAUCCAAAUCGACGCCGAGUCUUAAUUUUGACGGGACGAGGUGCCCCAUGGAGGAGGAUCAGUCCGACUGUCACAGCAUAUCCACAUUUUCACCCCUGAAUCCCGCCUCGGAGGCUACGCAAGUGCAGGACCAACAUGAACAAUUUUCACGCAUCACCAGCCCCAGCCAUAAGAACAGCAACAAUAGCAAUGCCACGCCACCAACAGCGGAGUCAUUGCGCUUCGGCUGCUCCCACUACAAGCGUCGGGCCAUGUUUGUGACGCCCUGCUGCAACAAAUUCUACAAGUGCCGCUUCUGCCAUGAUGAGAACGAGACACAUCACUUUGAUCGCAAGACCCUCACCGAGCUGAUCUGCUCCGAAUGCAACACACGGCAAACAGUUCGGGAAAAGUGCGAAAAUUGCGGCGUCCGAUUUGGCAAGUACACCUGUCUGAUCUGCAACCUUUUCGAUGAUGCGGACAAGAAGCAGUACCAUUGUCAUGGCUGUGGAAUAUGUCGCAUUGGAGGAGCUGAGAACUUCUUCCACUGCGAGGUCUGCAAUAUGUGUCUGCCCAUCCAGCUGAAGAUCGAUGGCCACAGGUGCGUGGAGAACAUCUCUCGAUCCCAUUGCCCGGUCUGCCUAGGUGACAUUCACACGUCGCGCAUUCCCUGCCACAUUCCCGAUUGCGGCCACCUCCUACAUAAGAUGUGCUUCGACCAACUGCUAGCUUCGGGCCAUUACACCUGUCCCACCUGCCAGACCUCUCUAAUCGACAUGACUGCACUGUGGGAGUACCUGGAUGACCAGGCCCAACGAAUGCCGGUGGCGCUGAAAUAUGAGAAUCAGCGAGUGCACAUUUUCUGCAACGAUUGUCACAAGACUUCCAAAACCAAAUUCCAUUUCAUUGGGCUCAAGUGCGUGCACUGUGGAGCCUACAACACAACGCAGGAUGUGAAACGUCGCCUGUCCUUGGUCACCGAUGAGCCCUCCUCGGCGUGACGUCCACCGAUUCACGCAACGUUAACAGCAUUAUGAGCCGCAUCUGCAACAGGAAAUCUCUCUUGCCAUGCUCAACACGUUUGAAUACACAAAAUUGCUACAUUUACACACAACUGAAGUCGAAACGCAUUGAAUUUAGAUCAAAUUCGAGCUGGUAUCGAAUAGAAAAAAACCACAAACAAAGACAAAGGCUUAAUAGGUAACUCUUGGUUGUGCUCAGGGAAUUCCUAGAGACUUGAAAAUAUUUAGCUGAAAUAAAUUGUGAUAGGUCUUUGAAAAGUGGCAUCUUAACUAUUUGUUGUCUCUAGGGAAUCCCCGAACUUUAACCGCUUUACUUUUGCACUGAACUUUCUGAAACAACAAAAACCUACACUUCACUCGAAUUUUAAGUAUUCUAUCCGCGAUAAUAAAUGUUGGUAAACUUCUAGUUUGCCCAAGUGGAAAUACCUGUAGUGGUAAAGAAUGUUUUUUUAAUAAAGAGAACUUGAAAACAUGAA
Drosophila kikkawai is the source of this 1874-nucleotide messenger RNA. RefSeq names its product Ring finger and CHY zinc finger domain containing 1 (gene Rchy1). Gene Ontology annotation, molecular function: zinc ion binding. The record is from RefSeq and is a predicted model, not a curated record. NCBI's taxonomy places the organism in Eukaryota, Metazoa, Arthropoda, Insecta, Diptera, Drosophilidae.